CGCGCAUGCUCUACCGGAAACGAACGAUACCACAGAAGAAGAAGAAGAUCCUGUUGAUAGAAAUGGCGUCAGACAAUGGGUUGGCCUCUCUGGGUCCAGAGGGAGCCUCAGCAGCGGCUCACGCCCUGUCGCUUCCAGCAGAAGCUUAUGGAAAUGAUCCUCGGCUAGAAGUCAUGUGGGCGAUGAAGGCCUACAACCAUGCAGAAGUUUACUUCAAUCUCAUCUCAUCAGUGGAUCCAAAGUUCCUGAAGCUGACCAAGAUGGACGACAAAAUUUACUCCUCAUUCAGAGAAACAUUCAAGGAGCUCAACAUAAAGCUGCUGGAUCCUGAAGAUCUCAAAUCUGAGGAAGCCAAAGAGCGGUGGCGUCCCUUCUGUAACCAGUUUGAGGGGCUCGUGGAAGAUUUCAACUACGGGACUCUUCUUCGCCUUGACUGUGAGAAAGACUACACAGAGGAGAACACCAUAUUUGCCACCAGAGUCCAGUUCUUUGCUGUUGAGAUCGCCCGCAACAGAGAAGGCUUCAACGAGACAGUGUAUAAAUCCAAAUGUUCAAAGAGCUAACCCCCAGGUGAACCAGUAGCAGUCCCAACCAAACCUACAUCCGUCGCCCUGAUGUGCCGUCAGACCUCCAUGUCCUGAGAUUGCACCUUUUUAUUUGGUUUAAAUCAUGCAGAGGUUGAAUGAAAACUGCGAGCGGUUCAGUAUUCAGAGGUCAGUCCCUCUGAAGGAAACACACCCUUUCCAAAGUGCAAUCACUUAAACAGUCUCAGCGCUGUUUGGACUCUUCAGAUCCCACUUUUGCAUUUUGUAUUUACUGUAUAGUUCUAUUGUGCCAAUUGUAAGUGGUCGUUUAUUUUGUAAUGACUGAGAAAUUACAUUUGUUUGACGAGACCCUGUAACAGGAAACAACUAAUAAAGUCUGCUAUUGUGCCACUUACUACAA
This is a messenger RNA of Sphaeramia orbicularis (orbiculate cardinalfish), 945 nucleotides long. RefSeq names its product polysaccharide biosynthesis domain containing 1 (gene pbdc1). The coding region runs from base 6 to 563 and encodes 185 amino acids. NCBI's taxonomy places the organism in Eukaryota, Metazoa, Chordata, Actinopteri, Kurtiformes, Apogonidae. Gene Ontology annotation, cellular component: cytoplasm. The record is from RefSeq and is a predicted model, not a curated record. The transcript has 6 exons.